AUGGACACGGACACAGGUGCGCACAUGCGCGCACGCGUGGACACGGGCACAGGUGCGCACAUGCGCGCACGCGUGGACACGGGCACAGGUGCGCACAUGCGCGCACGCGUGGACACGGGCACAGGUGCGCACAUGCGCGCACGCGUGGACACGGGCACAGGUGCGCACAUGCGCGCACGCGUGGACACGGGCACAGGUGCGCACAUGCGCGCACGCGUGGACACGGGCACAGGUGCGCACAUGCGCGCACGCGUGGACACGGGCACAGGUGCGCACAUGCGCGCACGCGUGGACACGGGCACAGGUGCGCACAUGCGCAUGGACACGGACACAGGUGCGCACAUGCGCGCACGCAUGGACACGGACACAGGUGCGCACAUGCGCGCACGCAUGGACACGGACACAGGUGCGCACAUGCGCGCACGCAUGGACACGGACACAGGUGCGCACAUGCGCGCACGCAUGGACACGGACACAGGUGCGCACAUGCGCGCACGCAUGGACACGGACACAGGUGCGCACAUGCGCGCACGCAUGGACACGGACACAGGUGCGCACAUGCGCGCACGCAUGGACACGGACACAGGUGCGCACAUGCGCGCACGCAUGGACACGGACACAGGUGCGCACAUGCGCGCACGCAUGGACACGGACACAGGUGCGCACAUGCGCGCACGCAUGGACACGGACACAGUGAUUGUCCGUGAAGUAGCUGAUAUCGAAUUGGGCUGUAUCAGCACCGAGAUGAAUGAGUACGCCGGAACCUCCUUUCAUGGGACGACCUGUCUUAGCCUCGGUCCUGGCAGACUGAGGGAAGACUGGCAAGGGUUUCAACUAGCAGCGGAUCACGGAAUAGGAGCGGGCAAAUCGGCAGAUGAGAGGCAUGCUCGGCACGGCGCUUAUAGCCACAAAUCUUCCACGAAGACUGCACGUAAUCUAGAUUCGAAUUCGCCGCCAAAGUGA
Molecule: messenger RNA, 963 nt
Organism: Penaeus indicus
Lineage: Eukaryota; Metazoa; Arthropoda; Malacostraca; Decapoda; Penaeidae
Product: sialidase-like
Exons: 5
Coding region: 1-963 (320 amino acids)
Source: RefSeq, a predicted model, not a curated record